CACUUAUGGUGCAAUGCCAAUGUGUACAAUAGCAAGGAAAAAAAAAUGGUAAUAAUCACUACCCAUUUUCACCAAAGUUUGCCAGAAAGCAAAGCAACCAUGCUUUUAAAGUUAGAAAUCGAGCUACUUCAACUCAACCCAGAACACAACUGAAACCAUCAAAAGACAGAUUUUUAUGUUUUCUUUUUAAACGUUCUAAUUCUAGUUUCAUUAUCUUUCUUGGCUUUCUAGUUGCUUUAAAAGCUGAAGUAUUUGAGAAGAGAUGUAUAUGUAGAGAUGUUUCCUGAUUAUUGCAUGAGGAGAUCUGCUUGUCAGGCUUGAGAAGCAAAUUGGAAGAAAAUGGGGUGCCUGCUAUCUACACCAGACGUUGCAGGGGUAACCAGAAGGAGACAAAAGAAUAUUGGGGAAAUUGUAGUUUUUGUUCCUGGACUGAGAAUUCCUAUGCCACUUGAUUUUGCUCAGCCACUUGGUGAAGGACUAUCCAAGAGUUUGGUUGAACGUCUAUCAGCACUUAGAACACGUAUGGUGGUCAUGGCGGGUCAAGAAGCACCUAUGACUACUAAGCCCAGAAGAACAGCUACACAACAUGGAGGUUCAACGUUGGCUGAUCUGCAGCAGGCUCUUGAGGAUUACUUGCCAGUUUUGUUGGGGCUAGUUGAAAAUUGUAACCAGUUAAAACAUAACUUGCAAUUCUGUUGGAUAAAUCAGGAAGAUGAUGGGGAGGAAACUACCAUGUCAGAUUCUUGGUAUGAGUUACUAUCAGUUUUGCACUUGAUGGCAAUUCUAUCAUUAUCACAGGCCAAUAUAUUGCUUCUUCGUAACACAUCUGCUGAUGGUUAUAAAUCUAAAAUAUUAGAAGAGUGCAAACGAGCAUCCGUUGAUAUUUUAUUAAAGGCAGCGGGAUAUCUGGAUUUUGCUGUCCAGCACGUUCUACCCCAGUUACCCUUGGGACUCAGGAAUAAUUUGCCAUUAGACCUGACAGAGGGAGUGCUUAAAGCCCUUUGUUUGCAAGCAUUAGGCCAGGGUGUUGAGAUUCAACUGGGAAUGGCAAUUGAUAGUAUUAAGGCCACCCUGGCAGUGAAAAGGAGGCUAGCAUGUGAGAUGGUUAAAUACUGGCAUCAGGCUCAGGAGUACAUAAUGGACCUUCCACUAGCAAAUGGAUGGGGAGAAAAGCACAAGCUUUUUAUUCAGUGGAAGCAUGUUGAAGCUAAGGCUAUUGCAUACUAUCUUCAUGGAUUAAUCCUUGAAGAGGGAAACACAUCUGCUGAGAUUGCAGCAGCUGCUCUACAAGCAGCAGAAGAGUAUCUCAAAGAAAGCAGAAAGGCUUGUGAAUCCUUCCACAUGACACUUCCUGCAUCACGUAAUCCUCCUCUCUGGGGAGCUAGCAAGUAUCUUGCUGAGAGGAUUCCAAAAGAUAUAUCAAGCAAAACAAUCAAUUGGGACUCACAAAAACAUGAAAUGAUUAUGCAGUUGGCUCCAGCAUUGCCAGACUUUGUUUUGUCCUUAAAACCUGAUGAGUAUCAGCUUCCUUCAAUGGAUCCCUCAUGGAAUGAUUUACAAGUUCAAAAUUUGUUUCCUACCAAGUGAAGCCUCAAAAAACAUUAGAUGUGUGUCAAAUAUUGAAAAAACAAGUGUAAAACAUCUCAAGGAUCUUAUGAAAGCUGUUGAAUGUUUCCAAUGUUUAUUUAUGAUGGUUACCUUUUCUUUUCU
This is a messenger RNA of Durio zibethinus, 1710 nucleotides long. RefSeq lists its product as uncharacterized. The record is from RefSeq and is a predicted model, not a curated record. Lineage: Eukaryota; Viridiplantae; Streptophyta; Magnoliopsida; Malvales; Malvaceae.